This is a messenger RNA of Dromiciops gliroides (monito del monte), 744 nucleotides long. Its product is annotated as C-C motif chemokine 13-like. Bases 1 to 489 code for a protein of 162 amino acids. The record is from RefSeq and is a predicted model, not a curated record. Gene Ontology annotation, molecular function: CCR chemokine receptor binding; chemokine activity. Lineage: Eukaryota; Metazoa; Chordata; Mammalia; Microbiotheria; Microbiotheriidae. The transcript is spliced from 3 exons. Gene Ontology annotation, biological process: cellular response to interleukin-1; inflammatory response; monocyte chemotaxis. Gene Ontology annotation, cellular component: extracellular region.
AUGAUCAGUAAGGCAGACAGAAGCUUAGAAGCUGUUGAACAUAAUCCAAAAGCCUUCUUCCUUCCUGACAGUACCAUGAAGAUCUCUGGAGCUGUCCUGUCCAUGGUCCUCCUCACUGCUUAUUUCAUCUAUCAAGUCUAUGCCUCACCAGAUGCAGUCUCUACUCCGCAAAAUUGCUGCUUUGAAUUUACCAGUAAGAAGAUACCCUUGAAACUCCUAGUCAACUACAAAACCACCAGCAGCAUGUGCUCCAAGGAAGCGGUGAUCUUGGUGACCAAACGUGGACUCAACAUUUGUGCUAAUCCAAAGGAUCAGUGGGUCCAAGAUUUAAUGAAGAAUCUAGACAAUAUGAAAGCCAAGACCAUGAAGCCAAUGAAGACUGAAACCACUUCCUCUUACCCUGACCUCACUUCUCACCAAAGCACGACUGAAGAAUUAUUUCCCUCCAGUCUUCCAAAGCUUCUCUCUGAUACAUCUACUAUAAUUUAAAUAUGUUUAUUCUUAUUUAGAUUAUUAUUGUUUAAUUUAAUGUGCCAUAAAUAUUUAUGCCUUUAUUUUAUUUUAUUUUUGGUAACCAACCCUUCAAAAGUCAUUUAAUCUCUAUGGGCCUUAGCUUUUUCACUUCAAAAUGGGGGAAAUUCUCCUCCUGACCUCAAGAGAAAAUGUCAAGAAUUUGUUUGAAUGAUUUUUGAAUCUUCUGGGAAAAUGUUACUAUGAAAAAGAUGCUUCAAUAUGAUGACUAAA